Molecule: messenger RNA, 1467 nt
Organism: Paralichthys olivaceus (Japanese flounder)
Lineage: Eukaryota; Metazoa; Chordata; Actinopteri; Pleuronectiformes; Paralichthyidae
Product: proline-serine-threonine phosphatase-interacting protein 1-like
Biological process (GO): actin filament polymerization
Cellular component (GO): actin filament; plasma membrane; cytoplasm
Molecular function (GO): actin filament binding
Source: RefSeq, a predicted model, not a curated record
CGGGUUACUCACGGUUUUAAACACAGCUCACUUGGCUCAGAAUCAGCUGAACUUCCAAAACGUGAUUUUUAAAGUUUAUCCAGAAGAAAUCCAGUCAAAACUGAGAUGACACUCCUGUUGUUUAAAGAUGCUUUCUGGGGGGCAGAUUUGACUUGUCACGCUGGGUAUGACACUGUGAUCCAAAGGUUACGAGAUGGAAGGCAAAUGUGCAAAGAUGUGGAGGAGCUGUUAAAGAUGAGGGCACUAGCAGAAGAGAGGUACGGGAAGGAGCUGGUGACCAUCGCUCGAAAAGCUGGAGGACACGCAGAGAUUAGCACCUUGAGAGCGUCAUUCGACCAAUUAAAAAUACAAAUUGAGACCAUCGGGCACUUUCACAUGCAACUUUCAGAUAUAUUGAAAGAGGAGGUGAAAAAGAUCGAGUCAUUCAGAGAACGUCAGAAAGAGCAGCGGAAGAAGUUUGAAAGCAUCAUGGAGAAGGUUCACAAGAAAAAGAUGUCCUCGUUCAAGAAGACCAUGGAGUCGAAGAGGAACUAUGAGCUAAAAGGCAAGGAAGCUGAUGAGGCCGACCAGGGCGCUGAAAAAACUACACCCACAUCCAAAAACUCAGAAAAGGUACGUCACAGGGCCAAGCAAUGCAGGCAGAUAGCCAACGAAGCAGAGAAGCUGUACUUCAACAACGUCAUGCAGCUAGAAACUGAUCGCCAGGACUGGGAAGAAACCCACAAAAGCACAUGUGAGGUGUUCCAGCAGAUGGAGGGAGAUAGAAUCAGCGUGCUCAGGUGUGCUCUGUGGGACCACUGCAAUCACUUCUCCAUGCAGUGUGUCAAAGAUGAUGAGUUUUACGAGGAAGUGAGGAAGCUUCUGGAACAGUGUGACAUCACGACGGACAACAACUGUUUCAUAGAGACAAAAGGAACAAGUUCGAGGCCUCCAGAGCCCAUCGUGUUUGAGAGAUACUUUCCGACGGAGAGGACCGAAAACAGCAAUGGCCAAGCACUUAUCACAAGAGGUGGAGAGGACGUGAUGAGGAGAACCCCUGAGUCGCCUCUGGGAAGCUUUGUGAACAUCGGCACGGACAGUCCUCUGAACUCACCAUCACUGACAUCUGUUGGUGAGUUUGAGUUUUCAGGUGGAGGAUAUGCACCUCUAACAGGACUCCAGCAAGACACAUCACUGGCCACGUUUACAGCUGAUGAAGAGAGCUACAUUGUGCUUUAUGCAUACACUGGACAGGAGGACGAUGAACUGUCUGUAGGCAGAGGGGACGUGGUCCGAGUGUUGGAGCGAGGAGGAGAUGGUUGGUGGACCGUGGAGAGGGACAGGGAGACUGGACUGGUGCCAGGGAACUACCUGGGCAAAAUCUGAAAAACACACACACACACGUUUGUACAGCUAUCUUAGCGAGGACACUCAUUGGCAUAAUACAUUUGCCAGCCCCUUACCCUAACCAUCCAAACUAAAUGCCUA